AUGGCCGACAAACUGUUGGGUUACGAGGAGGCAGAUAUACCACGCAAUUGGAAGCUCUCCGUCUCCGAGAGCGGCUGGACGAACAACGCGCUUGGCCUUGAGUGGCUGAAGCACUUCGACGCGCAUACAAAGGCGAGCCAGGUGGGGGCGUACAGGCUGCUUAUUUUGGACGGCCAUGAGAGCCACCUUAACUAG
Didymella exigua CBS 183.55 is the source of this 195-nucleotide messenger RNA. RefSeq lists its product as uncharacterized. The transcript has 2 exons. Lineage: Eukaryota; Fungi; Ascomycota; Dothideomycetes; Pleosporales; Didymellaceae. Bases 1 to 195 code for a protein of 64 amino acids. Gene Ontology annotation, molecular function: nucleic acid binding. The record is from RefSeq and is a predicted model, not a curated record.